AUGGGAUCCGCCGCUGAGAUCACCGACCCCACCACCACCGGGACCGAGAGUAAGCACCAGCCGUUACAAUUGGCCGAAGAAGAAGAAGAAGAAGACGAACAAGUUGUUGAGUUGGAUAGAAAAAUUCGUAAUGGAAAGAGACCCAAUACUCCGGACAGUAGUACUAUCACCACCACCACCACCAACACUAACACCAGCUCGUCUUCUAGCUUCUCCGGUGAUGGGAUCCCCGAUUUCCGCAACGGCGAAGGAGACCAUGUCGCAAUAGAGAGUUUGGAGAUCCCGGAGCAAAUAUCGGAAGUUGGAUUUCACGGGGAGCAUGACGGCGAAAACAAUGUCAACGUCUACUUCGACGGAGAACAAGGCUCCGAGUCAGCUGAUGCAGAACCUGAUGUUGAUGAGUCUCAAACUUCUGACCACUUGAACGGAGAGAAAAAGGAGACAGAAUCUGAAAAGGAUUCAACUUCCGAGGAGAAGAAAGGAUCCGGUGAAAUCGAAGAAGUACAAGUUGCUGAUUUGCCUAAGGAGGUGGAUGCUGUUGACCAACAACGCACUGGUGAUGUGGUAGAAGAGGAGAUUGACAUCGACGACGUUGAAGAUUAUGAGGUGGAGAAAGUGCUGGAUAAGCAGGAGACGCAUGAUUUGUUCUGUCCAAAGUGCAAUUCUUGCAUCACCAAAAUGGUUGUUCUAAAAAAAAGGGUUGUUCUCAAAAAGAGAAAACCGACGAUCCCUCGUGUGGUUGACGAUCCAAAGCGUUUGAGAGUGUCUCACGAAAGCGAACCUCUUAUUCAUUCGGAAGACGGUUUGCCACUUGCAGAUGAUCGUGAAAACUAUGUACAUGAAUCAUUCAUGUUCAAGUGCUUGUCAUGCUUUAGCAUAUUCAUACCAGCAGGGGUUGGUUCAAAGCCGAUUCCACCUAGUGAAGGUGUUGAGGGGUUAAAGACUCAGCCAAAGCCUACAGGCGAUUUCAACUGCUUCGGUUCAUUAUUUGGAUUUAAGAAACAAGAACCAGCUGUUCAACAAGGUGGGGCAAUGCCUAGAGUCCCGGAAGUUAAUCCACCGCGUGACAUCCUAAACGUUACUGUAAAAAUCCCAUCAGAAGCUCCAGUCCUUGUUCAGGAUGGUGCAGCAACUCCUAUUCAAGUUGAAAACCCACAUGAAACAAGCAAAGUUGUCAACAAUGGAGCUCCUGUUGAACAGGGGCAAAAGGCUCUGGUUCCUUUCGCAGAGGAGCAAACACAGCAAAAGAUCGAUAAGGAUGAUGCUAAAGCGGCAGACGAGAAACCCUCGUCAGGCAAAGGACGUCUCACCCCGAUGCAACCAUCUCAUGACAUGAACAUAUCAAACGAAGUGAUUAGUGGACCUGAUGGUUUCAGCGUAAAAACUACAAUUUAUGCAGACGGUGUCUCUCAUUCAUUUGAAGGAACAGACCCUAGACAGCCAGAUUUUGGUCUGGCCAAAGUAACAACAGAUGUGAUUGACACAGGUGACAGGGGAGUUAUCACCGGUCCGGCAAGCUCUAGAAUUGAUAUUGCACCGCUUCCAGUUAGUUCGCUGGGAGACGUGACUCUAACGGCACCGUUACUGACACCAGCUGUUGAAGGACGUAAAGUGGAAAUCUUGAAAAGCAUUGUAUACGGAGGUCUCAUCGAAGCCAUCACAAGUCUCGGUGUUAUCUCAUCUGCUGCUGGUUCCGGUGCUUCAACGCUGAACAUUUUGGUCUUGGGGCUUGCAAACUUGUUCGGCGGACUAAUUCUCAUAAUUCAUAAUCUCCAAGAACUUAGAGAUGAGGAUCCAAGAAUAACAACAACCACAACAACAACAGCAGAGGAGAACAAAGAACAAGGUCGGUACAAGCGACUCCUCGGACGAAGAGAGAACUUCACGCUCCACGCAACAGUCGUAAUCUUGUCCUUCAUAAUCGCGGGACUGCUCCCUCCUGUAGUCUACUACUUCUCAUUCAGCAAAACACACAACGUAAACCACAAAGUCGCGUCGGUUUUCGGGGCGUCUCUGCUACUCAUCGUCUUGCUCGCGCUGGCCAAAGCUCACGUGAAGACCCCGAGAGGCAGCCUCCUGAAGAGCGUCCUGUACUACACGAUGAUCGCUGUUUCGGUCUCGGGGAUUUCUUUCGUGGUUGGUGAGUUUGUGGAUCAUUUGCUUGAGAAGUAUGGAUGGUCCGAUGGAUCCGAAGCUCCAGCUGGACACAUGAUGCUUGACCUUAUGGGGAGAAAAGCCGGUGGCUUUGGAUACGCAUCGUCGUUCUGA
Messenger RNA from Microthlaspi erraticum, 2268 nucleotides. The record is from the annotation of a GenBank genome assembly. Lineage: Eukaryota; Viridiplantae; Streptophyta; Magnoliopsida; Brassicales; Brassicaceae.